AUGGAACCUUAUAAUGAAUCUGAGUGUUCAAUGCUUGGGGUAGAUCAGAGCUCCAGCAUCGACAUCAACGUCUUUCCACCGGUUAAUCAUGAAGGCCUUCACGCAUCUUCCCUUCAUUCCCAUCAAGAUGAACUUUCCCCAGAAAGUCAAACCCUGUUGAAACUUCCUAGCUGUCUGCCCAGUGUGGCGAACCUUCCCAGUUCCCAGCUUAACUUGACCCAGCUGCGGAACUUGGGAUCCAAGUUCUUGCAUCAGUAUGCAACUCGCAUCCACAGUUGGCUCCGGAAUCACUGUGUUUCCUCUGGAGGAAGUGGGAUCAUAUCUUUUUUCUUUGCUCCAUCCACCGCCCUUGCCACCAUGCUGUUGAUGUUGUGGUACUGGAGGCUUCAGAAGCAACGUCGGGUACUAGAAGAAAGUCGUCAUCAUUUGAUCAGAAUUGUCCGUGAAAGAGAUGAGGAGAUCGGUAAAUUGAUGCGUCAAAUUGCUCUCAUGAAAAAAGUUCUGUACAGAGAUGGCGCUUUGAGCCCUAGGACAACAUGAAAGGAAAAGCUCAAGCUCUUUCUGGUAGUUGUUUUGAUAACUAUCGCUUUAGGACUAUAGAUUGGUAGGUUUACUAAGAUUAAUGAUGAUUUUCUUAAUAUCACUUGUCAAAAGGCUUCACCUUUCUGCAAGUAUACACUUAUCAUUUUAACAGAAUGCCAAUUCAUUUUGAGGGAAAUGAUGUUUAAAUGGGCAGGUAACAUAAAAGUCAGUACUCAGUACUCACAAGACCCUGGCACCAGGGUCCAAGAAAGCACACAAUGCAAAGGUCCAAGAAAGAUUGUAUCCUAUUACCUGUAACCUAUUUUUACAGAUAUUACACUGCUUUCAAAUGUUACAACACAA
Molecule: messenger RNA, 885 nt
Organism: Daucus carota subsp. sativus
Lineage: Eukaryota; Viridiplantae; Streptophyta; Magnoliopsida; Apiales; Apiaceae
Exons: 2
Coding region: 1-540 (179 amino acids)
Source: RefSeq, a predicted model, not a curated record